This is a messenger RNA of Exophiala spinifera, 1407 nucleotides long. RefSeq lists its product as uncharacterized. The record is from RefSeq and is a predicted model, not a curated record. Gene Ontology annotation, molecular function: acid phosphatase activity. The coding region runs from base 1 to 1407 and encodes 468 amino acids. Gene Ontology annotation, cellular component: fungal-type cell wall. The transcript has 3 exons. NCBI's taxonomy places the organism in Eukaryota, Fungi, Ascomycota, Eurotiomycetes, Chaetothyriales, Herpotrichiellaceae.
AUGACACUUACACAAUAUUUCGUCGUGGUCAUACUGAAGCUCUCUCUGGCAGCCGUUGCAUUCUCUCCCUCACUCUACGAUACCUACAACUUCAAUCCUCUAGAGCACUUGGCAGGCAUCGCUCCAUAUUUUGAGCCCAAUGAUCCCCCUCGAAAUCCCAAUCCUCCAGACGGCUGCACCGUCACCAAGGCGGCCUAUCUCGUCCGGCAUGCCGCCAUUAAUGCCAAUGACUUCGACUACGAGUCGUACAUGGAACCCUUCCUGACCAAGCUGAAGAACCAUACAAACAUCAAUUGGGGCGGUCUCCCUUCCCUGGCCUUCCUUUCGACGUGGGCACCCCCAUCUUUCGCGGAACAAGAACAUGUCACAAGAGUCGGUAAGCUGGAAGCCGCGCAGCUGGGGGUGGAAGUGUCGUUUCGAUACCCGAACUUCAGAGCGCCUCGCAAUGUAUGGGCGUCGACGGCACAGCGCACUGUUGUAUCUGCCGAAUCUUUCAUUCGUGGCUACGAAACCGCCGACAACAACAUCUCGUUGGUACAGAUAUAUGAGAGUGAAGAGGGAGGAGCAAAUACUCUCACACCCUACGACAGUUGCCCGGUGUAUUCGUCCUCGGCCGGAAGCGAACAGUCUCAGCGAUACCUGUCCAAGUGGACUAAGCCGUACCUCUCUCGCUUGAACCAUGUCUUUUCGAGCUUCAACUUUACCGCCGACGACAUGGUAGGAAUGAUGGAACUGUGUGGCUAUGAGACUGUCAUUCGAGGAUCAUCGCCUUUCUGUUCGCUUGACCUUUUCCCACCGGACGCAUGGCUCAGCUUCGAAUAUACCAAUGAUCUCAUGUACUUUUACAACACGGGUUAUGGACAGCCCGUUGGUGGCUACAUUGGAUUUCCAUGGGUGAAUGCGACCAUGGGCCUUCUCAGCUCCGACGGUGCGUCCAGCCCCCAGGAUCUGUAUGUCAGCUUCACUCACCGAGAGUUCCCACCCACGGUUCUCGUCGCAUUGGGUCUCUUCAAUAAUACCGACUUCAUCGGAGGAAAUCCAAACGACAGCAUGCCGCUGGAUCGCAUAAAUUACAAUCGAGCUUGGGUGUCGUCUUACAUUCUGCCGUUCUUGACCAAUGUUGCGAUUGAGCGGAUGAACUGCUCGGCCAGAACAAGCACUUACGGCGAUGGAGGCAGCUCGCCGUAUUAUCGUGUGCUUGUGAACAACUCCCCACAAACGUUACCAGGGUGUAAUGAUGGUCCCAACGAAAGCUGCAGCUCGGAAGGGUUGUCAAACUGGCUGGCUGAGCGCGCCGCAAUGUUUCACGGCUUCUCGGCGGCUUGCAACACCGGUGCUGAUUACAAGAACUCGACGGAUAUGGUGACGUUCUAUGAGAACGGCGGAAAUGGGAGCUUCGUGGGCUGA